GUGACCCGUGUGGGUCACGAUUGAUGCGUAUUUUGAUUACGUACAUCAUAAUGUGCCUCGACGAGAAGUUCGUUCUUAGUAGGUUUAGUAAGCUACAGAUAAAGGAGUCAUGAAUAAAGUGGGACCAUUCUUAAAACAUGUUGCUCCUUAUCAAUUGCAAUAUAAUAUAAAUGUUUUAAAAAACUACUUCCCCCUUAUUCGUGAUCGUCACAAUGUGAAGUCUGCUUUAGAUGUUGGGUGUGGUCCUGGAGAUUUGACGUCCGCUGUUUUCCAGUUCGUAGAACAAGAUAUUAACGAAAUGAUCGGUAUUGACAUCUCCCCCGUAAUGGUCGAUUGGGCUAACAAAGCUUACGGAGGCGAUCGAAUAUAUUUUUCGAAGGUUGAUGUACAAACUAUACCUAAAAAUUUUGAAAAUCGAUUCGACUGCAUAUUUUCUUUUUGGACACUACACUGGAUUGCCGAUCAAAGUGUGAAUAUGCACCAAGCUCCUUUUCAAAAAUCCGCAAACCCCCAGAGAGAAUUGGUCAAGAUUCUAGAGCACGUGGGGUUUAAGGAUAUUUCUUGCAACGUAGAAACAGUCCGUUUUGGGAAGUAUACCGAAAACGACAUAGCAGGCUUUUUCUUUGCAUUAAGUCCAUAUUAUGAUUACAUUCCAAUAAAUCUACGGAUGGAAUUUAUUCGAGAUCAUGUUCACCUGGUAGACACAGAGCAAGAUGCAAGUGGUCAGAGACACUAUUACUUCGAUCACACCAUGUUUGUAGUACAUGGCUGUAAAAUACCAUAGCUAUAAAAUGUCAAUGAAUGAUUAAUCCUGUAACCAUACCAGUGGAUGUCAUAAUAAUCACGUUUGCGUUCUCAGUGAAACUUAGUACAUAUUCAUUAUUUCA
Photinus pyralis (common eastern firefly) is the source of this 887-nucleotide messenger RNA. RefSeq names its product juvenile hormone acid O-methyltransferase-like. The record is from RefSeq and is a predicted model, not a curated record. The transcript is spliced from 3 exons. NCBI's taxonomy places the organism in Eukaryota, Metazoa, Arthropoda, Insecta, Coleoptera, Lampyridae. Bases 110 to 784 code for a protein of 224 amino acids.